AUGGACUACGAAGCAGACCGUCAGACGCGCGAGGUAUACCGAUAUUUCCAGCCCGAAAAUCCAGCGGCGCUUAAUACUACACUUCUUCAAUUUGGUGAACAUGUGGGCUCGAUAGCAGACUUUUCAAGAGUGUCGACCCCCUUUCUACCGGAUACCUCUGACUCAGAAACGAGUUUCGCUGAAGAAAGCCCUCCGUCAAGUCCAAAUACAACUUUGACUUCUUUUGCACAACUAGCCGCUCUACGUCUGAACGCACAGCGUGCUUUUAUUACUGUAUUGAACACCGACUCUCAGUUUAUAUUGGCUGAAGCCACAAGAAACACCAAUCUUAAGAGCUCAAAGUCAUCCGUCGGAGAAGGAGAUAGACUCUUCGCUGGGACAUCGACAUUAUCAAACACUUGGAAUAUAUGCCAGGAAACAGUUGCAAUUGAUCCAGACAACCAAGAUGGGGUGUAUUCGUUUAUGGUUGUCAACGAUCUUCAACAGGAAGAACGAUUCAGAGACUUGCCUUUUGUCGCACAAGAGCCACACUCUCGUUUUUAUGCUGCAACGCCUCUAACCAGUGAAGGCGGUAUCAACUUGGGAUGUCUGUUUGUAUUGGAUUCUGAACCCCGCCAGGGGUUAUCUGACACCGAGAAGGAUACACUAGGGAGAGUGGCAGAGUUGGUAAUGGACUACUUAUUGGUUAGCCGUCAAGCUGCAGAAGGGCGACGUGCCUCGCGGCUAUCGCGUGGUCUCCAUCUUUUUGUCGACGGUAACUCUAGUUUUCCCAGCAACGCUCGCAUGUCAUCUCGGUCAAAUAGCUCGGCACACUCAGCACAGAGUUUGUCCCCGAGGAGAUCACCUCACUCGAGAGCCAGGCGAUCAACCAGCUCCCAAACCAAUGAACUGAAAUUUCCCUCGGCUCGAUCUGGGUCAGGAAAUGGUUCUCAAGACGGCGACCCACAGCUCUUGAGCCUAAUUCCCAACCAGAAUGACCUGCCUGUUCCUCCAAGUCCAACCUCAUCAUUGCAAAACUCGCGAUAUGCCGAGAGUGGCUCGGAGGAUUUCUCGAGCAGCAACCGCUGGCUUUUCCAACGUGCUGCGAACCUCUUACGACAAAGUCUUGACUUGGACGGUGCUGGUGGUGUCAUGUUCAUGGAAGUUAGUGACAACUCCUCCGAAUAUGUCGCAGCCGGUCAUUGUGACUCCACUGGAUCUACAAAUCCUGCUCCUAUUCUUGCAUUGUCAACCAGAGGUGACCCAUUUUCAUACCAGGCAAGCUCGACAUUGUCAGAUCCAGCUGUCAAUCUUGAUAAUAUCUUCCUAAAGCAGUUGACCCAUCGAUAUCCCAAAGGGAAAAUCUGGUCGUUCCACCACGAUGGGACAUUUUCAACUUCGGAGGACCAAUUAAUCGACGAGUCUCGGAAACAAAGGAAGAAGUCCAAGGCUUCGGAGACUAGCAAACUGAAUGAGUUCUUCCCUGACGCAUCUGAAGUCAUGUUUGUCCCACUGUGGAAUGCCACAGAUUCCCAGUGGUUCGCCGGGUGUUUCUGUUGGACUCCCCAACCAACACGAGUUUUCAGCCCUGCUGUUGAUCUAAGUUCAGUAUUUGCCUUUGGAUCCUCUAUUAUGACUGAAUAUAGCCGUGUUGAAUCAGUUAUUGCAGACCGCCAGAAGGGGGAUUUCAUAAGCAGCAUCUCCCACGAACUACGCAGCCCGUUGCAUGGUGUCAUGGCUGCGGCUGAGUUUUUUGGAAGUACUAGCUUGGACCAGUUCCAGGAGACCCUCCUCGAUACGAUAAAUGCAUGUGGCCGAACCCUCUUGGAUACAAUGAACCAAGUUUUAGACUUCAGCAAAAUCAUGUCAUUGGAAAGACACAAGAAAGCCUUGAAGCAUGGAAAAGAUCCGUGGAAACCCAAACUCUCCGAGGAAUCUCUGACGCGCCUGGAUACAUUGGUUUUGACGGACGUGGCUCUCUUGGCAGAAGAUGUCAUAGACAGCGUGUGCUUGGGACAUUCCCAUAUGCAGAGGUCAGCUAUAUUCACCAAUCACCACACGGAUUCCUCUUCAACAUCUCCUUCCAAUUCAGCAAAAGGUGACAGCCAAGUCGACCCCAUUCCACAAGUGGAAGUCAUUGUUGACAUCCCUGACAAUGACUGGAUAUACACAGUCCAGCCGGGGUCGCUGAGACGCUUAAUCAUGAAUAUUCUUGGAAAUGCACUGAAGUAUACCAACAAGGGCCGGAUAUGCGUCUCUAUGGAGGCCACUGAGCGUUCUAAAGGUCGCUCUCGACGUCAAGGUCUCGAAGACAUGGUGACAUUGACCAUCUCAGACACGGGUAAGGGCAUCUCGAAGGAAUAUCUUCGGAAGCACCUGUUCACUCCGUUCUCACAAGAGGACCCGCUAUCGGCAGGCACUGGUCUCGGUCUAUCAAUUGUCCGCGGCAUUGCGAAAACUCUCAACGGGAAAAUUAAUGUUCGAAGUCGACAGGGCGAAGGCACUACUGUAAAGGUGUCGCUUCCUCUCGAGCGUCUAGUGGGAGAUGAUAGCCCGCAACCGAUGUCUCGUAUGGAAGAUUCAGACCACAAUAGACUUGUGCCAUCUUCUCAACUCCGACAUGUCGACUGUAGUAGGAAACGUGCUGCUAUCUGGGGAGUCGAUCCGUCUGGUAUUGCCGAGCACCCGUUCUGGGCUUCCAUAGCCCGAUAUAUCACGGAUUGGUAUGGGCUGCAGCUUGUUCCUAUACCUGCCAAUGAACCUAUUGAUAUCAUGUUUGUGGAUGAACGGGAUUUGUCUGCAAAAGAAAUGCAGAAUUUCCCAACAGCAUUGCCCAGCUUACUCAUCUUUUGUAGCGAGACAAGCAACCAUGAUGAUGCUAGGGCACAAUGGUCGCACCUUGCUGACUCUUUCGCAAUUCUCCAUCGACCUUGCGGUCCACGAAAACUUUCCCGCGGUAUUUUGAGCUGUUUAUAUGCAAAGCCGACAACCUCUACAUUGAACCCGCAGAAUCUCCGGCAAGGCUUAGUGCUUCCAGAGCGACCCGCUCUUACAGUCUCGUCUUUACCCGUUGAAGAUUCGAAACCCUCAUUGUCAGAAAAUAUACGAUCGCCAGCUCCUGAACCACAAAUACUCACCCCAGAACCCAGUGGCACCAUCAACAUCACGGAGCGUAGCACUUCUGCGUUGACAUCGCAUACUAAUAGCUCUGCUUGCACAUUGUCUGGGACUACAGGUUCCACCGAUCCUGCGUCUUCUUCAUCUACUCGACCUUCCUCUGAUGACUCAGGUCAAGUUAGCACCUCAUAUGGGAGCGAAAGCAAGCCCCGGGUCUUAGUGGUAGACGACAACAACAUCAAUCUUCAACUCAUGAUGACUUUCAUGAAAAAACGAAAAGUGAUGGUCCUAGAUAGAGCAGAGAAUGGCAAAGAAGCUGUCGAUGCGUUUGAAAGGAUGCCGCAGGGAUACAACCUUAUUUUCAUGGACAUGUCUAUGCCAGUCAUGGAUGGAUUUGAGGCAACGCGCGCCAUUCGUGCAAUUGAGAAAGAAAGGGAUGGCUGUAUUCCAGCAACAAUCAUCGCUUUGACAGGACUCAGUAGUUCACUGGAUGAGUGCCGAGCCUGGGACUCGGGAGUGGACCUUUUCCUUAUGAAGCCUGUUUCUUUCAAGGAAGUAUCAAGGCUCGUUGAUGAAUGGGAAGCUAGACCGCCGAAAUAA
Molecule: messenger RNA, 3696 nt
Organism: Penicillium robsamsonii
Lineage: Eukaryota; Fungi; Ascomycota; Eurotiomycetes; Eurotiales; Aspergillaceae
Product: hybrid sensor histidine kinase/response regulator
Exons: 3
Coding region: 1-3696 (1231 amino acids)
Biological process (GO): phosphorelay signal transduction system; protein autophosphorylation
Molecular function (GO): histidine phosphotransfer kinase activity; phosphorelay sensor kinase activity
Source: RefSeq, a predicted model, not a curated record